CGCGGCGGCUGCGUUGCAUGUGGGCGACGCGCAGUCAGCUGGCCGCAGCGCCGGGACAUGGACGCCGACAGACAUGAUGAGCGUAGCUGCUGCAUUUCCGACCCACAGAAAGUGGAAGUGCAGGCGGUUGUUGUCAACUGCCAAGAGUUGAAAAGUCUCAACAAUGUAUAUGAACCAACUACAGUACAAGUGGAAACGGCGCCUGCGUUACCUCAGAUAUUUGCUACAGCUGCCGCUAUGUCUUUCCACAUAGUUGUCGGUGUUUCACUGGCAUUUUCUGCUAUACUAGUACCAAGUAUUAUGAAGGAAGCAGACGAACUUAAUAUCUCUAAAUCACAGGCGUCGUGGCUUGCCAGUUCUUUAGUAUUGUUUGUGCCGGUUGGAACAAUGACUGCUGGCUGUCUUAUGGAAUCAUAUGGUCGUCUCAACGCAAUCAAAAUGGCAGCUAUACCUUCUAUAGUAGGCUGGGCCUUAAUCGGAAGUGGGCAGAGUUUCGUGCCUCUACUUAUUGGAAGAAUGUUAACCGGCAUAGGCACAGGUAUGGGAUCGAGUCCAGCUGUUGUCUACACGACAGAAAUUGCAAAGCCAGAGAUCAGGGGAGCUUUGACUUCGGCGGGAGCAACGCUUGCAUCACUUGGAAUGCUUAUAAUCUACGGCGAAGGAGCAUUACUACAUUGGCGAACCUGCUCCUGGCUGAGUAUGAUAUACAUAAUUGUACCAAUAAUUCUCGUAUGGACGUGCAUUCCCGAGAGCCCAGUCUGGCUCAUUGCAAGAGGAAGAGUUGACGAAGCAGAGGCAUCGCUCAAAUGGUUCGGUGGCAAAAACAAAUCGCUACACAAGAGACAGCUAGCUGCGAUGGUUAGAUCGCAGGACAUGCGGGCGCUCGCCGUUUCAAGCUUCCCCAUGCGCAUGAAGUCCUUCCUGAAACCCACUGGCUACAAGCCAUUGGGAAUCAUGUUUGUGCUUUUUAUCGUUCAGCAGUUUUCAGGAAUUUAUAUAACACUGUUCUAUGCAAUCAACUUCUUCGAGGACAUUGGAACUGAGAUAGAUCCAAACUUGGCGACUGUAUUCCUGGGGAUGGUGCGAUUUGGUAUGAGCGUGGCAAACACAAUUUUAUUGAAACACUUCGGUCGUCGAACACUCUGUUUCUUCAGCUGCUUCGGCAUGUCCAUUAGUAUGAUAUUGUCGGGAUUUUCUACAAUGUACAUAAUGAAUGGAGGAGGUUUAACUUGGAUUCCUGUAGUUUGUGUGCUGGCCUAUGUUUGCACAAGCAUGUCAGGAUUGUUGAGCAUCCCAUGGAUCAUGACUGCAGAGCUUUUCCCAACUGAAAUAAGAGGAAUUGCGCAUGGUAUUGUCAUGUCAUUUGGGUACCUCGCUAUGUUUGCCGCCAUCCAGUGCUAUUUUGACAUGCUCUACUAUUUUGGUGGAGCACAUGUGUUGCAGUGGUUCUUUGCUGGCAUGUCAUUAUUAGGAGCAGUACAUGUGUGGAUUUUUCUGCCUGAAACCCAUAGUGUCACAUUGUCAAGCAUUGAACAGUACUUUAAAGAAAAUAUAUUUUACUGCAGGUAUAUUAGAAAACAAGCCAGAGAGGCAGCACCAAAUUUAUAAACAGAAACAAGUCUUAGUACAAAUUUCUUUUUAUUUUUCUGUGGUAUUUUGUAUUUAAAAAGCCAGUAUUAUUUAUGUUGAAAGCACUCAGAGGAGUUGCAUUGCCUAAGUAAAUAUGUCAAUAAUACAAUUACUGAUAACAAGUAUGAGAAGAGAAUUCUUCAUGAAAAAAAAAUGAAAAAAAAUUAUACAUUUUGCAUUCCAACCUAUUAUCAUACCAAUACACCUCUCUUUACCCAAUAAAUCAAUUAUUAAUUGAAAUAACAUACCUUAAAGGAAGUGUGAAAUGAAAUAUUUCUCGGAAUGCUAAAAACAAAACAACAGAAAUUGUCAUACUGAAAAUGACCUAUUGUGCGCAACUUCUGCUCACAGUAUUGCAGCAGCCUUUGAUGACAUUACUCAAAAGAUUUUUAGUCUUCUUACUUUUGAAUUAUAUAAUUACAGUAUUUCAUAGAGCUCUCUGGAAAAUUUCAGCAUAUUUUCUACUUUAUUAGAAUUAUAAUGAAAGGCUGUUACCACCCAAGGAAGAGGUAUGCUCAUAAAUACUUCUGAUAAUUCAAAGUAACAAUAAUUAUUGUCAAUGAUCUAAAGCCUGAAAGAGAAGCUUGUGUGAAGUAUCAGAACCAGUCUGAUAAACAAAGAAUACAAGAGAGUAAAAUAAAAUUAACUGUAAUAACACUGUUGAGAAGCUCUAAGUAAAGUUGUUAUCAUGUCCCUCUAAACAGAAAAUCUAAUUGUUCCACUGA
Messenger RNA from Schistocerca americana (American grasshopper), 2354 nucleotides. Its product is annotated as facilitated trehalose transporter Tret1-2 homolog. The record is from RefSeq and is a predicted model, not a curated record. The coding region runs from base 58 to 1608 and encodes 516 amino acids. The transcript has 9 exons. Gene Ontology annotation, cellular component: membrane. Gene Ontology annotation, molecular function: transmembrane transporter activity. Gene Ontology annotation, biological process: transmembrane transport. NCBI's taxonomy places the organism in Eukaryota, Metazoa, Arthropoda, Insecta, Orthoptera, Acrididae.